AUGUCACUCACCAUGCAAGACUAUGCAAACAAGCACUAUGGCGAAAGGACUUAUACCAGCCUCCAGGCUAUCCUAGACGACCCCCACCAGCUCCUCACAGACGCUAAUGAUGCACUCCCAAGGCCACCAGGCGGUGGUCUUGAAGACAUUCUCUCUGCCUCCCGGUACCCACAAGCCUUGAUGCAGCCUUACCAUGACCCAGAGCCAGAACCACCCCGUCGCAAGAGGAAGGCCUCUGCGUCCAACCAACUUUAUGGCGGUCUAGUCUUUGCCCAGGCAUCAAUCGACAGCAAUCAAUCAUCGUCGGCAGAACAGGAACACCCUCCAACAAAGAAGGAAAGGAAGAUGGCUAAGCGGGCAUCUCCAGACGAUGCGAACGACCAAAACGAGAGCAAGAAACAACGAGGUCGUCCCAGGUUGGAUACUCAUGACGAGACCGCAGCGGAGCGACGUCGGACGCAGAUCCGCCUGGCCCAGCGAGCCUAUCGACACCGCAAAGAAACCACCAUUUCGGCUUUGAAGGAAAGGGUAUCGAACCUCCACGACACUAUCGACCAAAUGAACAAGACCUUCCUUACUCUUCAUGACAACAUGGUCGACGCCGGGAUCCUAACAUCACAUUACGCCCUGGGUCGUCAACUCCAGGCUGCGACAGAGGACUUUGUCGCACUGUCCAAGAUCGCAGCCUCAGACUCGGAUGACGAGGACGAGAAAAUUGCCGACCUUACCAAGGAUGCCUCUGCUGAGCCGGAGCCGGAACCUGAAAGACGUAAACGCAGCGCCGCAAAGGGAGCCCCAGCCUCAGCCACAGUUUCGUCCUCCCGUCCGACCAGAAAGUCUGCCCGCAAUACAAACCGCGGGCCUAGCUUUGACCAGGUUUGGAACGAUGCAGACGCAGACAUGGAAGAAGUUACCCAAGGUAUUCGGCACAACACGAACAACAGCCCGCUCUUCGCCCUCUCGCAAGCCGUCUACGGCGCCGACGACACAUCGAACCUUCAUGGUCUAAACGACCUCAUGUCCUUCAACGCCAGCGUCCCGGAGUUACUAUUUCCCGACGAUGACGACCUCCCUCUCAUCACUCUUAGAGGGACCAGCGACAAACAGUCCCUUCAGGCACUCGACAAAUAUCAGUUGGAGAGACCCCUUAAACCAGCAUACAACAACGGCUCCUACACCUAUUCUUUCCAAGAAACGACCUUCGCCCGACGCCUACACAGAAUGUGUCUUGAGCGCGCCUUCCGGAACCUGACCAACCCGGCCAUGGACCCAGGCUACAUCCAGCGCGUAUUCCGCUUCACCUUCACAUUCAGCAACCGCAAGCGCAUGCUCCAGCGAUUCCAGGAGAUGCUGAAGCGCAAGGCCGGCGAGAGUCUGGAAAACUGGAACGUGCCGUUUUUCCGCAUCGGUGGCGCAGGCACGCAUUUCCCUAGGCGCGAUGACGAGGGGAACCCGAUAUACCCUCCUAACAUGGUGAGUGCGGCGAAAGCGUUCGUCGGACCGCAGCCGCACAUCGAGGUUGAAACGCCCAGGAGUGAGGCGUCUAUCAACGAGAUGCUGGAGAAUAUUGGGUUUGGGGGCGAGUGGUAUGACAGCCAUGAUGUCGAGGAGUACUUGAAGACCAAGGGAAUCUUUUUGGAUGGGCAGAGCUCGUUUGUUGAGGUCGAUCGGAGUGUGUUGCCUCUCGUCAAAGCUGGAACCCACAGCCGUAGCAGGAAUCGGAACAGCGAUGCAACAAUGACGACGGCGAGUUCGACGACGCGCAGUCCGCUUGAGAGUCUGGCCGGCGUGCGCACGCCGAGUCCGCCUUUAUUGAGUGAUCUUGCGGAUCCGUACAUGUCGCGAGAUUUGGGUGAGUUGUUCGCGAGCACGGGCACGAGCACUUCGAUGCCAUUGUUCAAGGACGCUGAUAAUCCUUGGGCUGAGUUCACGGGUUAUGGAGGAGUGCAGAAUUCACCACCAGAAUACAUGGCUGGAUUCAAUGACCUUUCGGGCCGAAGAGCGUCGCCGGUUAUGUUUGAUGUCGAGCAGUUCCUGGAGAACAUGGUUGAGGAUAGCGCAUGUCUUGGGAGGGCGCCUGGGUUCAGGAAGGAGACGAUUGAUAAUGCGUUGAUGAUGAACGUGCAGGAGGGUUUCUGA
Messenger RNA from Exophiala viscosa, 2139 nucleotides. RefSeq lists its product as uncharacterized. Gene Ontology annotation, molecular function: DNA-binding transcription factor activity. NCBI's taxonomy places the organism in Eukaryota, Fungi, Ascomycota, Eurotiomycetes, Chaetothyriales, Herpotrichiellaceae. The transcript has a single exon. The record is from RefSeq and is a predicted model, not a curated record. The coding region runs from base 1 to 2139 and encodes 712 amino acids. Gene Ontology annotation, biological process: regulation of DNA-templated transcription.